Messenger RNA from Patella vulgata (common limpet), 5458 nucleotides. RefSeq lists its product as uncharacterized. The coding region runs from base 4366 to 5448 and encodes 360 amino acids. Gene Ontology annotation, molecular function: RNA-DNA hybrid ribonuclease activity; nucleic acid binding. The record is from RefSeq and is a predicted model, not a curated record. The transcript has 10 exons. Lineage: Eukaryota; Metazoa; Mollusca; Gastropoda; Patellidae.
CACCUGUGAACAGGUAUUUGUGUAUAAAACAAACGAUAAACUCUUGUGUUCAGCAAUCUAAUUGUUUCACGUACUCUUGUGCUAUAGUAUAGUAUAGUAUUAUACAAUAUUAUCAUCAUGCGUGUUAUUUUGUGCAUUGCAAUGGUCUUGACCACUGUUGUGACUAUCUCGGGACAAAGGAGUGGGUGGCCUUGGUCACGAUAUGGAGGGAUGCGAAAUCCAAGAUGCAUCAGUUGUUCAGAGGUAAAAGAGGCUCAUCUGUGUGAAUCCUGCUGCAAAAUGAAUGUGUGUCUACCUAACCCAUGUAAGAAUAAUGGAACGUGUUCACCAGUUGAUAACAGUUACAGCUGUAAUUGUGCUAUAGGAUAUUUAGGAAAAAACUGUGACGUGAAUCUGUGUCUACCCGACCCAUGUAAAAAUGGUGGUACUUGUUCACCAGUUGAUAACGGUUACAGCUGUAAUUGUCCUACAGGAUAUUUAGGAGAAAACUGUGAUGUGAAUCUGUGUCUACCCGACCCAUGUAAAAAUGGUGGUACUUGUUCACCAGUUGAUAACGGUUACAGCUGUAAUUGUCCUACAGGAUAUUUAGGAGAAAACUGUGAUGGUAAGGUACUUACAUUCAUUAUUGUCAUAAUAAUUUAGCAUGCUUUGAUUAACAAGCAGACAAGUUCAUUUGUGGAUGCUCUAGAGGCUAAAGUUAAUAUCCGAUUGAGUAUAAAUUUAUACACAGUGUUUGAGGUCAUGAGACGAAGAUUCCUAUUGAUUUUUAACGAUUUCCGAUAAUUACUGCCAAAGUUAUGGCCCUUGAUCACUUUGCAAAAUCUUGUGACGCUCUAAAGGCUAAAGUUAUCAUCCGAUUGACUUCAGAUUGAUAUACAGAGUUUAAGAUCUUGAGACGAACAAGUAUAUUGAUUUUCAAUGAAUUUUUAUGACUUGAACAGUUAAAUCCAUGAUAUUAAAAGCUUUGCAUACAAAACGUUAGCAUGGGGCAGAACUUUAUAAAAACCAAACAAAUUCUAAUAGUUUUCUGAUUGUACGUCGUGAAUUGUUGCUCUUAAUCAGAUUUUAGUGUAUUAUAAAUGUUUCAUUACCGAAAAAAGUAAAAAUAUGCGACAACCCUUGUUGACUGCCUGGACGAUUUAGUUGCUGUGGGCGUAUGUUUUCUUGCCUGGCUACCUAUCUUUAAUUCUAGUGAAUCUGUGUCUACCCGACCCAUGUAAAAAUGGUGGUACUUGUUCACCAGUUGAUAACGGUUACAGCUGUAAUUGUCCUACAGGAUAUUUAGGAGAAAACUGUGAUGUGAAUCUGUGUCUACCCGACCCAUGUAAAAAUGGUGGUACUUGUUCACCAGUUGAUAACGGUUACAGCUGUAAUUGUCCUACAGGAUAUUUAGGAGAAAACUGUGAUGUUAACCUAUGUGAUUUCAACAACCCCUGUUUAAAUGAUGGUACGUGUUAUCCAUCAGAAGGUGGCGUGAGUUGCAGCUGUCCUCCUGGAUUUGAAGGGUCCUUUUGUCAAGAAGAUUUAUGUGACCCGAGUCCUUGUACCGAGAUCGGGGAUACAUGUUUUCGUGUUGAUGGUGGAUUUGAAUGUCGAUGUAUUUAUAUUGUAAAUGAUGAAAUUAUAACAUCACCGAAUUAUCCACUUGGAUAUCCAAACAACUUCGCCAUUUGCUAUCUUGUAAUUGGCCGACCUGAACAGAAUAUCACCUUAACUCUUGGCGGACAAUAUAACAUUGAGUUAUUUAGGGUGAUGGUGAUUAGUACAUGCCGGGGCGAACUAUCUACAACAUGUAUUAAAGAUUAUCUAACGCUUCAGGGAGUAAGUUAUUGUGGUGGGACACCGCCAGACCCUAUCAUAGUACCAACUGGUGAAAACACCACCGUGAGAUUCGAAACAGAUUCCAUCUUUACAUGCCUUGGUUUUAACCUGAGCAUUACCUACACAGAUGUAUAAAGCCAAGACAUCAAGAGAUGUAUACAUUUUGAGACAUCAAGAAUAAGUCGUGUUAUAGCCAUCAAUGUAAUAACUAUAUCCAAAUUAAUCUAAAUUCAUUUAAAUAACAAAAUUAAAUCCAUUCUAGAAACUGACCAAUAACCUAAAUAAACAAUUCUUACUGUAAUUUUCAUUUAUUCACUUAAAGUCUCGAUGCGUCAUUUUAGCGCUAUUGGAAUUACUUCUGUUCAGUACUGAAUACGCCCACACAGUAUCUGUGUCUCAACUGCAGCUGAUCUGAAAGGAAAACUUGGAUGUUGAACAAAUUUGAAAAGGAUCGAAAAUUGAAAAAAUAAACAAGCCUCUCUGAUGUCCCCCGCCGAAAUCCAAACAUAAAUAGAUGACACAUAUUAAUUAAUCGCACAUUUAUUUUUUUCAAAAGUAUCAAGCAAUCAAACUGCACACUAAGUUUCAUCCCUCUUUACCAGAUAGAAUCAGUUUAUCUUGUCCCAAAGCAUUGACCUAUGAAAUUGAUUAGUUCUGCUUAGCUUCACGUCAAGACAUUCACCUAAUGAACAUCUACAUCAAGUUUAACCAAUCUACCUCAAUUGAAAGCAGACUUGUUACGUUCCAAAGUCUUGACCAAUAAAAUUGCUUAUCGCUCCUUAGCGCAAGCAGAAAAUUCCCACCAUUGAACUUAGUCAAGGUAAUGAUAUAAUGAAUCUAUAUUCUGAGUUUCAUCGCUCUCACUUCAUUAUAACCAAAGUUAUCGUGUCCCAAAGCAUCAAACAAUCAGAUUGCUUAUCUCUGCUUACCGUUAACAGACAAUGUUAAUCAUCGAACCCCAAGGCAUUCACCUAAUGAACGCCAACAACAAUUUUGAACAUUCUACCUCCAUAAGGAGAGUUAAUGUGUCCCAAAGUCUCGCCCAAUCAAAUUGUUUAUCGCUCUGCUUACCCCCAGCAGAAUAUUUUCAUUAUCGAACUUAGUCAAGGUAUUGAUGUAAUAAAGCUAUACACUAAGUGUCCUCACUCUCACUUUAUUAGAUUUAAAGUUAUCGUGUCCCAAAGCAUCAUCCAAUCAAAUUGCUUAUCUCUGCUUACGGUAAGCAGAAAAUUCUCAUCUUCCAACUCCAUCAAAGCAUUCACCUAAUAGACAGCUACGUCAAGUGUGAAUAUUCCAACUCAAUUAGUAUGAGAGUUGUUGUGUUCCAAAAUCUCGACCAAUCAAAUUGCUUAUCGUUCUGCUUACCCUGAGCAGAAAAUACUCAUUAUCGAACUUAGUCAAGGUAUUGAUGUUAUGAAAGUAUACCCAAAGUUUCAUCACUCUCACUUAAUUAGAACUUUAUCGUGUCCCAAAGAAUUAACAAAUCAAAUUGCCUAUCUCUGCUUACCCUAAGCAGAAAAUUCUCAUCUUCGAACAACAUCAAGGCAUUCACCUAAUAAACACCUAAACCAAGUUUGAACAUUCUAGCUUAAUUAUAAAGAGGGUUAAUGUGUCCCAAAAAGUAUAACGGACAGACAGACCGACGGACGAACCCAUUUUAAUAGUCCUCUUUCUUCGAAAGGCGGGGGACAAAAAAAUCUGUUAAAACCUAUAGCCUUUAUCGCUUUCAUACGGUUUUCGGCAAAGAGGGGAUAACUCAGGAACAACAGAAGGCUGUGGAUUAGGAAUAUUGACAGGGUUCGAUGACCAAUACUUCAAGCCAAAUAUGAAAAAGAUCCAUUAACAACAAUGAAAUCAAAUGGGGUUUAACCACAUACAGCUCUGCCCAUAAAUCCUUUUCUUAUGAUCGGAAUCAAAAAGGACUGCAGGCAUUAUGUACUUUAAGAUGCUAGUAUACGUAUUCACUCCGAUUUUCAAGCUUCUACGACCAACGGUAACGGUGGCGAGACCAUAAGACGUUCGCAGAAUAAUGGUAUAUUACCAUGUAGUUAUUUUGAUUUAGGUCGAUUUUCAAAGAUGACCGCCGUCAUAGCGCAACCCGUAAAGAAGGCCGGGUUUGUUUGGUUUUUUUUACCGACAACGGUGUUUUUAGACUAUAGAGGCAUCAUUCCUGUGGUCGUAGUACAUUGAAAUGCUGAUAGAAUGUGCAUUGGGAUCCUAGCUAUAACCUAUUAAAAAAUAGUGGGUGCGUUUUCGGGAACAGUGAUUUUGUUUGCUCGAAAACCACCCCAACCAACAACAGCCGUUUUCUAUUAAAAUCGCCCAUAUUUUAUCGAAUUAUUAUUGUUCUCGAGAUCGCAGCUUUUAAAAGGUGAUAGAUAUGAGUAGUAUGCACCCUCUAAGAAAAUUUUGAGAUCUUGGAAAUACCGGAACGAUGCCUCAGCUGUCGAUUUUCGGCAUUUCCGUUCUUAUUGUCACCGACAUGGUUCCAGUGGUUUUGACGUCGAGGCGCACGAGCCCUCACUGCACAACAGACGUGAUAAAAUGGCCCUGCAGUAUGCUACGAAAAUUGCAUCACUACCGAAUCACAUUUCAUUUAACACCAUAUUUAGACCUCUUCAUGAGCAUUUGUAUCUUGUGAAGACUAAUUAUUUUCCAUCAUUCGGUAUUCGCAUACAACCCCUUUUGUCUGAGGCUGGUAUCAGCCUUGACAGUAUUGCGGAUACCCCUUUCUUUAAUACUCCACCGUGGGCUAUGUCUCCCCCAAAGAUUGAUUUCGAUCUUUCUCAGCAUAAAAAGAGGGAUACUAGCUCGACGGUGUUCGACUCUCUCUUUAGAGAGUUAAGGUCUAAGUAUGGUGAUUAUGCUCCUAUUUACACAGAUGGAUCUAAAGAUGGCGACCGGGUAGGUUCGGCUACCGUGACACCAUCUGAGACCAUUUCUGUCUGUCUUCCACCUGCUGCUUCAAUAUUUACAGCUGAGCUCCAGGCCAUUCUUCAGGCCUUGGAGUUCAUACAAUCCUCUUCAUCUUUAAAGCAUAUCAUCUUUACUGAUUCUCUGUCCUCGCUUCAAGCAAUUAAUAAUAAACAGCUUGAACACCCAUUGGUAGCAGAUGUUUAUCGUCUGCUACUAUCUUAUGAGUUUAACAGCAAAGACGUCGUCUUUUACUGGCUCCCCAGUCACGUUGAUAUAAGGGGGAAUGAUCAAGCAGAUUUUGCUGCCAAAGCUGCUUUAGAUCUUCCCCAAUCACCCUUUUUAAUACCUUAUAAAGAUUUUAAUUCGUGUAUAAAUCAUUUUAUUUAUGACCGCUGGCAACGGUCUUGGGAUCUUGCAGGCACAAAUAAACUUCAUCACAUUAAGCCUCUCCUAGGAGAUUGGUCCAACUCCUAUAGAACCAACAGGAGGGAUGAAGUUGUUUUGUGUCGCUCUCGCAUUGGUCAUACCUUUUUAACUCAUAUUUUCAUUUUGAAGCGAGAGCCUCAACCGGAAUGUGUUCACUGUCAUGUUCCUUUGACAGUGAAACACAUCUUGAUUGAGUGCAAACAUCUCAAGUACAUUAGAUCUAAAUACUACCGUUGCAAGUACGUCAGCUAUUUGCUCAACCGGAGCUAUAUGACAAAGUGCUAACAUUUUUAAA